UCAAUCAAUCAAAGUUGUCAACGUCAAAUAAUAUUGCUUUUGUGAUUGUAAUAAUAAUUUAUUUUGUUAGUAGGUAUUUGUUGCAAAUUAAUUUGUUAAAUAAGAACAUGUCUUGUCGCAAUGCAUCUCAUGCAGGUAGCUGGUACACUGAAAAUGGUACGGAACUAUCAAGACAGCUGGACCUCUGGCUGUCCAAAGCGGACCUCACACACGGCCCAGCUCGCGCUAUCAUAGCGCCUCACGCCGGUUACUCAUACUGCGGCGCGUGCGCAGCUUUCGCGUACAGACAAGUCAGCCCGGUUGUUGUCAAACGAAUCUUCAUACUCGGUCCGUCCCAUCACGUGAGGCUGGGCGGCUGCGCUCUGUCCACAUUGGACAAAUACCAGACGCCGCUCUAUGAUCUAACCAUAGACAAACAGAUUUACGCGGAGUUGGAGGCGACGCGUCAGUUCGAAUGGAUGGACGUGCAGACAGAUGAGGACGAGCAUUCUAUAGAGAUGCACUUACCUUACAUAGCUAAGGUUAUGGAGGAGUAUAAGACUGGAUUUACAAUCAUACCAAUACUUGUUGGAUCGCUCACACCGGAGAAAGAGGCCAAAUACGGCUCGAUCCUGGCGCCCUACCUGGCGGACCCCCAGAACCUGGUGGUGGUGUCGUCCGACUUCUGCCACUGGGGGGCGCGCUUCCGCUACACGUGGCGGCCGGCCGCGCGCCAGGAGAUACACCAGGGCAUCGAGUGGCUCGACAGGCAGGGCAUGGACAUAAUUGAGAAAAUGGACCCGCGCUCGUUCACCGAAUACCUCAAUAAAUAUGGCAACACAAUAUGCGGCCGGCAUCCUAUCGGAGUUUUGCUUCAGGCAAUAGCGAAGCUCCAAUCUCAACAGAACUGCCCUCGUAUGUCGAUGAAGUUCCUGAAGUAUGCGCAGUCUUCCCAGUGCGUGAAUCCUCAGGACUCUUCCGUCUCUUACGCAAGUGCUUCGUUAGUGAUCGAGUAGAACAGUGGGAACAGUGGGAAUAUUGUGUGGGAAUGUGGGAAAACAAAGCUCAACAACAAAAUAUUCGUAAUCUCUCCUGUGUGUCUUAAGAUAGUGCGUUUUUUAUUGAGUUGAUGGGAAUUGUGAGAAUGUGGGUUUUGUUAUUCCCAUCUCUCGUCUAAAUAUCAAAAAAAUUAUAUACAUUAUAUACUUAAUGCGUAAAAUC
This is a messenger RNA of Amyelois transitella, 1200 nucleotides long. RefSeq names its product protein MEMO1. Lineage: Eukaryota; Metazoa; Arthropoda; Insecta; Lepidoptera; Pyralidae. The coding region runs from base 108 to 995 and encodes 295 amino acids. The record is from RefSeq and is a predicted model, not a curated record. The transcript is spliced from 9 exons.